Messenger RNA from Suillus subaureus, 339 nucleotides. RefSeq lists its product as uncharacterized. Lineage: Eukaryota; Fungi; Basidiomycota; Agaricomycetes; Boletales; Suillaceae. The coding region runs from base 1 to 339 and encodes 112 amino acids. The record is from RefSeq and is a predicted model, not a curated record. The transcript is spliced from 4 exons.
AUGGAAUGGAAAGUCUCACACCUAGAGUUUACGGGCUACAAGACAAUUCAUCCCAUUCAACUCAUUUGGCAUGAUGGUUUAGAGGUCAUUAAACAACUUUUCAGUGACCCAGUUUUUGCCAACCAUAUUACCUUCCAGCCACAUAGAGUCAAUGUCAGGAAUCAGUAUUUGGCAUGGAAAAUUCAGGACCACCUCCCAUUAGGUGCUAUGCAAAUCCCAAUCAUCUUAGGGUCCAACAAAACUCCUGUGAUGAGAACCACUGGAGGGCUUGAGAUGCACCCUGUCUUCAUCACUAUCAGCAAUCUUGAUUUGGAGGUUCAAUCCAAGGCCACACUUUGA